Molecule: messenger RNA, 383 nt
Organism: Peniophora sp. CBMAI 1063
Lineage: Eukaryota; Fungi; Basidiomycota; Agaricomycetes; Russulales; Peniophoraceae
Source: the annotation of a GenBank genome assembly
CCGCAGGUGGCGCACCUCCACCGCCCCCUCCGCCGCCGCCACCACCACCACCCGGCGGUGCACCUCCUCCUCCCCCGCCUCCUCCUCCCCCGGGCGCACCCCCUCCACCGCCUGGUGCACCACCCGCGCCUCCAGCCGGUCUACCGGCACCUCAAGCCGGUCGCAACGACCUGCUCGCCUCAAUCCAAGGCAAAGGCAUCCAUUCGCUCCGCAAGACAGAGAACGCGUCGCCGCCCGCACGCUCCACGCCCCCGCCGCAGGAAGAGAGCUCGGGCGGAGGCGGAGGUGGCGAUUUGACGGCUAGUCUUGCUGCGGCGCUGUUGGCGAGGAAUAAGAAGAUUGCGGAUAGUGAUGAGGAGGAGGAAGAGGAGGAGGACUGGUAG